AUGGAGGUAGUGACGGGUGCCAUGGGAAGCCUGCUUCCAAAGCUGGGCGAGCUGCUUAAGGAGGAGUACAAGCUGCAGAAGGGCGCCAAGAAAGAUGUCCAGUCUCUUACCAGAGAAGUUGCGAGCAUGCAGGCUGCCCUUGGCAAGGUAGGGCAGAUCCCGCGUGACCAGCUCGACGAGCAGGUCAAGCUAUGGGCAGGAGAAGUCAGGGAGCUAUCCUAUGUCAUGGAGGACACCAUCGACACCUUUCUGGUCCGCGUCGAGGGAUCUGAGCCUGAGGUCAACUCAGACGGCUCCGCCUUCGGUGCGCUCAUGAAGAAGAUGCUCAAAUUGUUCGACAAGGGCAAGACUCGGCGUCAGAUUGCAGAUGCGAUCAAGGACAUCAAGGACCGGGUCCAGGAGGUUGCUCAACGGCGCAGCAACUACAAGAUCGAUGACAUCGUCGCAAGUCCUCCUUCGUCGACCACCAUCGACCCCCGUCUCUCGGCUCUCUACAACAAGAUCACUGACCUUGUUGGCAUCGAUGAGCCGAGGGAGGAGCUAAUCAAGAGGCUCGAGGAGGGUGGCGAUGCAAUCAAGGUUGUCUCCCUUGCUGGAUUUGGGGGAUUGGGCAAGACAACUCUUGCCAAAGCAGUAUAUGAAAGCUUGAGAGCACAGUUUGAUUGCGCGGCCUUUGUUUCGGUGUCUCAGAAUCCUGACAUAACAAGGGUCUUCAAGAAGAUGUUGCAUCAACUUGACCAUAAAAAAUACGCCCACAUCAACGAAGCAUCAUGGGAUGAAACACAGCUCAUCGAUGAGCUAAGGGAGUUCCUUCGGACAAAGAGGUACCUCAUUGUUAUCGAUGACAUUUGGAAUAUCCAAUCAUGGGAAAUGAUCAGAUAUGCUUUGGUUGAGAAUAGUUCUGCAAGUAGAAUAAUCACAACAACCCGUGACUUUGAUAUUGCUGAACAAGUUGGAGGUUGUUACAACCUAAAACCCCUUGUCCUAGAGAGCUCUAAAAUAUUAUUCCAUAGAAGAAUAUUUGGUUCUGAAGAAAAGUUUCCUGAACAUUUGGCUGAAAUAUCUAUGAAGAUUUUGAAGAAAUGUGGCGGUGUGCCAUUAGCUAUCAUUACCAUGGCUAGUCUGUUGGCUGUACCUAGUAAGAUGCUAAAUCCAAGUGAGUGGUAUGAGGUUUAUCACUCGAUUGGUUCUGGACUUGGAGAUAGUCCAAGUGUGAAGAAUAUGAGGAUGAUAUUAUCACUUAGCUAUUAUAGUCUACCUUCCCAUCUAAGGACUUGCCUAUUGUAUCUCUGUGUGUUUCCAGAAGAUUAUGAGAUUCCCAGAGAUAAGCUAAUAUGGAAAUGGAUAAGUGAAGGUUUUAUCCAUCGUAAAAAUCCUGAUGAUAGCUUGUUUGAGGUCGGGGACAGGUAUUUCUUUGAGCUCAUAAAUAGAGGCCUGAUCCAGCCAUGCUUCGGUUAUCAGGACAUUAUGAUAACGCAUUGCCGUUUGCAUGAUAUGGUUCUUGAUCUCAUUUGUUUCCUAUCAAGUGAAGAAAACUUUGUUACUAUAUUGGAUCAUAUGAAGAAAAGCGUGUCUUCCCAGAUUAAUAUCCGUAGAUUGUCGCUCCGAAAGACAAAGGCAGAUGAUCAAAGUACACAUCUUGCUUCCAUGAAUUUAUCACAAGUGAGGUCUAUUACUGCAUUUGGGACUGACAAUAGUGGGAUUCCUCCUUUUUCAAGAUUUGGUGUUUUACGUGUAAUGGAUCUAAGUGGAUGUCACCUUGGAGAAAACAGCCAGCAUGACCUUAGGGCUCUUGGGAAUUUAUUUCACCUAAGGUACCUAGGUCUAGAAGGUACUAGUAUCUGUGGACUCCCAUCUGAAAUAGAGAAGCUACAGUUUUUGCAAGUGCUGGAUGUGAGUAACAAUAUAGGUUUAAAAGAACUGCCGGCGGCUGUUUUCAAGCUGAGAAGAUUGAUGUGUCUAUAUGUCGAUGGUGUUUGCCAGAAGCUUCCAGAUGGUUUGGGGAAUCUGACGUCCUUGGAAGUGCUGACUACCAUAUGUGGCCACGGAAACAUCAUCCAAGAGUUGCACAAGCUGUCAAGGUUGAGGGUCCUUCAUAUUUGGUUAUAUGAUUUCAGCUUGGAGUUUGAGGAAGCUUUUGUGGAGUGCCUGUGCAAGCUACAGAAUAUCGAAACUAUAUAUUUCCAAGCCGGUUGUUCUUUUGGAUCCAUGGAUCUGUUGGGGAAACGUUGGGUGCCACCCAGACAUCUCCACAGCUUCGACUCAUGUUUACUCGGCCAAUUCCCUGGAGUGCCAGAGUGGAUAAAUAGAGAUCACUCAAAUCUCUCAAACCUCUGUGAGUUAAGACUCUUUGUCAUGGUACUGCAGCAGGAAGACAUAAGCGUCAUUGGGAGGUUGCCAUCUCUUCGUUCUCUCUACAUAAUGAGCUCACACCAGACGGAAAGGCCGCUGCUCAUUGGCGCGGAUGGUUACCGCAGUAUGAAGGCCUUCAACUUGAGCUGUGUGUAUUCUGGGCAAGUAUUAGUAUUUCAGCAAGGAGCUUUGCCCAAUGCUACAGCAGUUGAAUUGGACACCGGUGUUUGGCUUCCAAGAGAUGGUGGUUUUGACCUGGGCCUGGGGAACCUGAUGUCCCUUGGGCAGCUGUCGCUCACAAUCCGUCGUGAUGGGGUCACGGUUGCAGAGGCCAGGGAAAUGGAGGCUGUGCAGAGGCACGCACUGGAUGUGCAUCCAAAUCGCCCCAACACCACAUUUCAAAUGGAGCCACCUAUUCCAGACCAUUUGAGUGACCACUAG
This is a messenger RNA of Triticum turgidum subsp. durum (durum wheat), 2793 nucleotides long. NCBI's taxonomy places the organism in Eukaryota, Viridiplantae, Streptophyta, Magnoliopsida, Poales, Poaceae. The record is from the annotation of a GenBank genome assembly.